Molecule: messenger RNA, 1359 nt
Organism: Lycium ferocissimum
Lineage: Eukaryota; Viridiplantae; Streptophyta; Magnoliopsida; Solanales; Solanaceae
Product: stemmadenine O-acetyltransferase-like
Exons: 1
Coding region: 1-1359 (452 amino acids)
Source: RefSeq, a predicted model, not a curated record
AUGGAACAUCAAGAGGCCAACAAGAUGGGGAUGCAGAUGGAGAUCAUCUCCAUAAACAAAAUCAAGCCAGCUAAACCAACUGCCCAUCACUUGAAAACACACAAAGUUUCCCUUUUGGAUCAACUUGUUGAACAUGCUUAUGUUCCUCUUGUUCUAUUCUAUGCAAAUGACAAUUUUGGGAAAUUUAAGAACAAUGAACACCUUGAUAUAAGAUUCCUUCUUAAACAAUCCUUAUCAAAAACCUUAGUUAGCUUCUAUCCACUUGCUGGAAAAGUGAAAGAUGAUAUGCAAAUUGAGUGCAAUGAUGAUGGAAUUCAUUAUGUUGAAGUUCAAAUACAUUGUGAACUCUCAAAUUUUCUUAGCCCUAAGCCUAAUAAUAGGUUGAUACACAAUUUACUUCCUUUCGAUCCAUGUUCUAAAGAGUUAGCAAAAAUGGACUUUGUGGUGAUGGUUCAAGUGAACUUCUUUGAAUGUGGUAGCAUUGCCAUUGGAAUAUACUCUUCUCACAAGAUAAUUGAUGGUCAUUCUAUCUUGACUUUCUUGAAAUCUUGGGCAUGUGAGUCAUCUUCAAGAAAACAUGUAGAUCCUGAUUUCACUACUUCACCGUUGAUUUUCAUCCCUAGUCCUAAAUUGCCAAAGGAAUUAAGCUUGACAAUGUGGCCUACUCUUUUUGGUGAACAACCUAAGUGUGUGACAAGGAGAUUUGUAUUUGAUGCAUCGGCCCUAGCCACGCUAAGGGCCAAAGUGCAACCUUCCACUCGUGUUAUGGCCGUGAUGGGGCUCAUAUGGAAAACCGCAAUGGUUGCUUCAAAUACUAUAUCAGGAUUUCGAAAACCCUCCAUUUUCACCUUUUCGAUGAACUUGAGACCUCGUCACUCACCACCAUUGUCACCAUAUUCCUUGGGGAACAUUAUGUGGAACACUGCUGCUUCGUACGAUUGUGAUACUGAUCUAGAGGUACGCCAUGUCAUAGCACGUUUAAGGUCAGCUGUUGAGAAAGUCAACGACAAAUUUAUCGAAGAAAUAAAAGGGGAAGGAGGUGUUCUCAAGCUAGAGGAAAAAUUGAGAGAGUUGAAAGAAAAGUAUUAUUCCAAUAAGAAUGCUCUUUAUCUUGGUUGUACUAGUUUGUGUAAUGGUGGACUAUAUGAAGUAGAUUUUGGAUGGGGAAGGCCUAUUUGGUCUAGACCAAGCAGUUUUGACACAGGUCUUCCAAUUGCUACAAAUUAUAUUGCUUUAAUGGAUACAAAAACAUCAGUUGGGAUUGAAGCUUGGGUAAGCCUUGAAGAACAUCUUAUGGCUCUUUUUGAGUGUGAUCCUGAGCUUCUUGCUUUCUCUUCAUUGGAUCCUGGUCCUCUUUAG